Messenger RNA from Larimichthys crocea (large yellow croaker), 3468 nucleotides. It is a transcript of the gene cdc42ep4a, whose product is annotated as CDC42 effector protein (Rho GTPase binding) 4a. NCBI's taxonomy places the organism in Eukaryota, Metazoa, Chordata, Actinopteri, Sciaenidae. The record is from RefSeq and is a predicted model, not a curated record. Gene Ontology annotation, molecular function: small GTPase binding. The transcript has 2 exons. Bases 414 to 1463 code for a protein of 349 amino acids. Gene Ontology annotation, biological process: positive regulation of pseudopodium assembly; Rho protein signal transduction; regulation of cell shape. Gene Ontology annotation, cellular component: plasma membrane; cytoskeleton; cytoplasm.
ACCGAGGCAGGAGGCAUUGUAGUGAGUUAUUGCGCUUCAGAGCAGUAGCACCGCUUCUAAGGAUGCGGUGACAGCAUCAGAGACAUAUAUAUAUGUGUGGAAAAAAAGAGAGAGGCUUGUGUGUCUAAUAGAGCUUUUGGGAUUUCCAGGAUCCGAUCUGAGCAUUUGCUGCGUCUCCUUUCGUUUGAUGAACGCACCCCUCAUUGUCAACCUGCUGGGGGCCUAAAAGUGAAGCAGCACCCGGCUUUAUGAAUGGGAUGCUCGAUUCCCAUGCUGACUGCAAUUGAGAAACAUCAAUAUCCAUCCCAAGAUCUCUAACAAGGAUUAUAUACAUGAUUUGGAAGCUCUUUUUUUUAGCCUGACUGUAUCUUUGACUACCUCUUUGUGCUAAACAAAACAACUAAUCAGCCACCAUGCCAAUCCUAAAACAACUAGUGUCUGGCUCCCAGACCAAGCGCCGCUCUCGCAUGGAUCUGACCAGGGAGAUGAUCAGUGCUCCACUGGGCGACUUCCGCCACACCAUGCAUGUAGGCCGCAGUGGCGAUGCAUUCGGGGACACAUCUUUCCUCAGCACCCGCUCUGGCGAACCUCCCCCAGAGACUGCAUCCUACCCCAGCUCACCCAGGCCUGGUCUCCUGUCCCGCACCUUCAGAAGCAGCAAACGCUCCCAGUCUGUGACCAGAGUGGACCAGCAGACCAGCCUCUUGGUCCCUACUGGGUCACCCACCUAUGUGAAGAAUGCCAUGUCUCUGCCCUUCCUCAAUGAUGAAGACAGAGGGGACAUCAUUGUGGCAAAGAGUUUGUCCCCAAGUCCAUUAAAGCAGCAAGGGGAGGUGGACGGGAGAGGUGCAGCUGCAGCUACUCACUUCCUGGAGCUGGAAGAGCAAAGCUUUGGCGAGCUGACUGAGCUUCCGGAGAACACCCACUACUACGGAGGUGGCAUGAAGCACGCCGAGUCAGUGAUGUCUUUUCAUGUCGACCUGGGGCCCUCAAUGCUGGGUGAAAUCCUCGGGGUGAUGGAGAAGGAGGAUGACGAUCUUGGCUACGAGGAAGGCAAGAGCAGCGAGGGGCGUGCCUCGCCACCUCUUAGCACCCACGGUGAGGAAGAGGAUAGUGUUGUGGAAAGAGAAAAAGAUGAAGAUGCAGAGGGACAGAUAGAGGCAGAGGAAGAAAAAGCAGAUCUUCAACAGCAGGCCUCUAUCCAUCCAGAUAGCUCUAUUGACUUGGAGCCUGAAAAUGGUGGACCCUACACCCCGGAGUACACUCCAGAGACACGGCCCAAACACUUGCAGCAUCUAGACAGCUGCUCCAUGUCCAGCUCUGGUUCUGCUGCCCUGGAUGAGAAACCAAGCAGCCAGACGUAUGCAGGAGAUACAGACAGCGCCACCUUCAGUGCCCCGCCAGAGGAGGAGAGCAAUUUCUCUUCUUUCUUGGAGGACGAAGACGAUGAAAUCCACGUAUGAGAUUCCAAAGGCUUCCUAAAAAAGAAAGCGAGGACAGAGAUCUGGAAGGGUUUUAUGUGAAAAUGCAAGUCCUUUGACGGUGUGGAUUUGCACUUGAACAUAAACAAGUCACUGAUGUCGGGUUCUGUGGGAAUGGGACUGUUUGAAGAAGACGGAGGAAUCCUGCUUUGUAGGUCUGCGAGGAGAGAGUGACUGCUCCUUUUAGGACGAACCCAAACUCCAUCUGUCAGAGAGCCUUUCCCUUCCCUUUCUGUUUGUCUGUCGUUCCCAUCUCUCCCUUCUGAACACUGAGGGAACCGACAUGGAAGAGCAGCCACUUUUUUUUUCUUAAAUGGAACAUUCCAGGAGUAAGGAGGAAGGACUGGUUAGAAAGAAACUUUUGUAGAAAAAACACUUUCCAUAACUAAAGUUCUGUUCACGCUUUCUCUCCCUCCUCUCACUUGACGUGUCACAUGUGCUUUUUUCAUUGGAUUCGCCCCUCUUGUUGUUGUGCUUUCUCUCUCUCUCUGGCUGUGACAUCAAGAGGCCCGAGCUGAAGAAGAGGCCUCUGUCACCACAGGAUCACUGGUGGGUAUCUUGUCAUAAUAAAGGAGCCUGUGUUUGGCACCAGAGUGUGAAGCCCUGCCUUGAGCCUCUUUUCAUCUGAAACCAUUAUAGUAAAGUGCCAUAGAUCUGUCAAGAGUUUCUCCCUUAUGUAACUCAGGGUCCUUGUGACGCUACUCAAAGGCUGCCAUUUCCUGCUGUGAGGCUGAACCACAAAGCCCCAAACCUAAAUUCUCUUCUGUUUUCAAUUCACUUUGAGCGCCACACAGGCUUCGAAUCGGUGUAUAUUUGAGUAAAGCAGGAUUGUAAAGCUAAUGGAGAUACAUUGGCUUGCUUUAACUAUAGAGAGGAGGGUGUUACUACAGGAAACCAGAGGUGUGAAGAAUGGUGUGUGUGGCACACUUAGAGAACUGUACACUGUGUUUGGUGUCUCUUUUCCAACAAUCACGUUAUUUUUCUCUCGCCCUGAAGUCAUAAAAAUGAUGAUUUUUACAGAUUUACUUCAGCUGAAUUUGCUCUCUUCCUUUUGACACAUUUCAAGUUGAAACUGAAAAGAGUUUGAUAACCACAUCCUUCCUUGUUUUCGUACAUCCGAGCAGCUGCAGUGGUGCAACUGAACCAUGUAAAAGAUCCUCAUUAGUUAAUGGGCUGCCUUAAUGUAUAAAAGAGUUUCCACUACUACUUGUAAGGAGGUCUUUUAAGGGUGUUGUUGGAAAAUCAGCACACCAACAGGCACAACUAGACACUACUAGUAUUUGGUGUUUAAUACCUGUUGUUUUAUCUUUGAAGAAAAAGUCUUUGCUAUGUUUCUGUUAUGUCUGUUUGAAGAGUAGGUGAAAAGGAAAGACACAGCCAACAAUAGAUGCAAGAGCAUUAUGAAAAGAAUGCUAUUUUUAUGCAAGCUGCAUAGUCAUUGCAGCUUCACUGUAUCUCUUGCAUCAUUAAAAAAAAAAAGCAAUGGCUAGAUGUAUUGAGGCUCAAUUGCGCUGAUUGAUUUCACUGCCUUAACUGAAACUGACACAUGUGCCAAAUCAUAAUUUUCCAGCCAAAAAUAAUUUCAGUUACAAAACUCACUUUUGGGAGAGCAUGUCAAGUCUGUCUCUCACUUCCUUCUCUGUGUGGGUAAUCACUGUUGAGUUUAAGUUCAAACUGAAUUUCAGCUCCUAGAUUAUAAAAUAAAUAAAUGCUAAGGUGUGAUAUGCAGGAAAAAAAAAGACCUGAAAAGAAUGAAUCUGUAUAACUGGAUAUUUAUAUUUCCAAUCACUCAAACACUACAUAAUAUAUUCAGGUACAUAGGAUUAAAAAAAAUGUGCCCGACUGGGAAGUUUUCUGUGUUGCCUUUUCUGUAUGAUGUUGUAUAUUAUGCCUUACUGUUCUCUCCUUUUACUGUAUAUUUACAGCCUCUUUUUUCUGUAUUAUCCAAAAUAACCUAUAUUUUUCAAUAAAAGAAAUCCUGAACUUC